GUGAGAGAUUUCUCUCUCUUUCUUUCUCUCUCUCUCUCUAGCUGUUCUUCUUCUUCCUUUUUUCCUGCAUUUGGGUUUCUGAGUCAGACCUCUUUCUUUUCUCUGAAGCUUCUAGAGGUGUGUGGGAAAGCCAGUCUAGGACAGUUUCAGGUUUAGGGAUGAUGUUGAGGAAGAGGAGCAGAUCACAGAAAGAUCAAAAGAUGGGUAACCGGAUACCGGAUUCUCUAUCUGAGUCGUAUUUAAACUCCAGUCUCUUAACUCAGAAACACAAAGUCACCUCCUUUUUCAACGUCCCCGCCCUGUUUGUAGGGCUCAAUCCAAAACACUCAGAAUCUGAUUCAGUUAGAAGCCCGACUUCUCCACUCGAAUUGCGGGUCUUCUCUUCUUUAGGCAGUCCUCUUAGGUCCCAAAGAUCACUAGAGGGUACUCAGAAGAGCUGGGGCUGUAAGAAAGUAGGCCUAAUAAGCAUUAUUGAUUCUCUUGACAAAGAAACUAAGCACCAGGAGAAUCUUUCCAUAGAGAAUCGAGGUAAAAAUGUAAUCUUUGGACCACAGAUGAGUAGCAAGAAUCGUUUCGACUCUUUUGAUGGACCUAAGUCACUGCCUAACGAGACUAAACCAUUAGGUUCUUCACUUCGGUUUGGGUCUUGCUCACUAGAUUCGGGUAGUUCUCAGUCUCAUCUUGCUGGUUUGGGUAACUCGUUGGGUGCAAAGAUGAAGUUGGUACAAGAACCCAGUGGAUGUAUAGCAACCAGUGACAUAGAGCUUUCUGAGGAUUACACAUGUGUGAGAACUCAUGGCCCGAAUCCGAAGGUGACCCAUAUCUUUUGUGACUGCAUUUUAGAUUGUCACAACAAUGCAUUCACCAAUUUUUCAAAGAAUGGUGAAGAAGAUGUAAUAAUAGGGUUGCCAGUGCCUCCUGACUCCAUUGAAGAACCCUUCUUACACUUCUGCUAUACUUGCAAGAAAAAAUUGGAGGGCAAAGACAUAUACAUAUACAGAGGUGAGAAAUCAUUUUGUAGUUCUUCUUGCCGGUCUGUGGAGAUUUUGAUUGACGAGGAAAAGGAGAAAACCAAUAACUGCGAUGAUUCUGAGAAGAUAAACGAGCGUGGGGAGCAGCUGCAUGAGGGCAGUCUGUUCUUUGCUAUAUAGAACACCACCUUGGCCACGAUUACAUGAGAUUUUCACAUAGGGUAGGCACAAUGUAUCGUCUGUUUCAUAAGAGCUGUUUUCUUUUGUUCUUUUUUUUUUUCUUCUUCCUUCUUCGGAGGAUGUUUCUGCAGCCAUGGAUGAUUGUAGUGUGCACUGCUCUUGAAUUUCACUUCUCAUGGUCUUGGUGGGAAAUGUACUAAAAACUUGUUCUUUUUGGCAUAAGCUCUAACCUCUACGCAUUGUAGUAGAGUGAACCUAUGGAAAUGUAUAAAAAGAAAGGAGAAGAAGGGCU
Messenger RNA from Cuscuta campestris, 1443 nucleotides. Lineage: Eukaryota; Viridiplantae; Streptophyta; Magnoliopsida; Solanales; Convolvulaceae. The record is from the annotation of a GenBank genome assembly.